Messenger RNA from Etheostoma spectabile (orangethroat darter), 1354 nucleotides. RefSeq names its product hydroxysteroid (17-beta) dehydrogenase 12b (gene hsd17b12b). NCBI's taxonomy places the organism in Eukaryota, Metazoa, Chordata, Actinopteri, Perciformes, Percidae. The transcript is spliced from 11 exons. Bases 147 to 1097 code for a protein of 316 amino acids. The record is from RefSeq and is a predicted model, not a curated record. Gene Ontology annotation, molecular function: oxidoreductase activity. Gene Ontology annotation, cellular component: endoplasmic reticulum.
GCACUGAUGCGGAAGCGUCUAACGCGGAAGCAACACAGGCUCCUUUUAUCAACUCGUGCAUUUGCACUCAGAGCACUUCUUCAUACAUGAAUACCGAUAUUAAAAUCGCAGGCGUUUAUAUCAUCAUAUAAUACAGUGGUAGAGGUAUGUGGAGCAGCGGAGAAGCAGUGCUACGGGCCGUGGAGACGCCGCUGCUGUGGCUCGGGGCCGUGACCGCGGCCUGGCUGUCGGUGUGCGCCGUGUGCCGGCUGCUGUCCGGGAUCCGGGUGUGGGUGCUGGGCAACGGGCGGCUCGUGUCACCCACCACCCUGGGAAAAUGGGCAGUUGUGACUGGAGCCACAGAUGGGAUUGGGAAAGCUUAUGCGGAGGAGCUUGCCCGCAGAGGCUUUGCCAUUGUGCUGAUCAGCCGCUCUCAGGAGAAGCUGGAUGACGUAUCCAAGGCGAUUGCAAGCAAAUGUGGUGUGGAGACAAAAACGAUUGCAGCUGACUUCAGCGCUGUAGAUAUCUACUCUAAGAUUGAAGAUGGACUUGCAGGACUGGAGAUUGGAGUAUUGGUGAACAAUGUUGGAAUAUCCUAUUCUUACCCGGAAUUCUUCCUCAACGUCCCCAAUCUCGACUCUUUCAUUGACACCAUGGUCAACAUUAACAUAACAUCAGUGUGCCAGAUGACGCGUCUUGUUUUACCUCGUAUGGUAGAGAGGCAGAAGGGGGCCAUCCUCAACAUCUCAUCUGCCAGUGGGAUGUACCCUGUUCCUCUCCUUACUGUCUACUCUGCCUCCAAGGCUUUUGUGGACUUCUUUUCACAAGGACUGCAAGCUGAAUACAAGAGCAAAGGCAUCAUCAUCCAGAGUGUUCUGCCAUUUUUUGUUGCAACCAAGCUGAGUAAAAUACGGCGGGCUACGCUGGACAAGCCCAGUCCGGAGCGCUACGUUUCAGCUGAGCUCAACACUGUGGGGCUCCAGACUCAGACCAAUGGCUACCUGCCCCAUGCCAUUAUGGUAAGUCUGGGGCUGGGUGACUACAGCUCUGCUCCCGGCCAAGAUCCUCAACAGCCACGUGAUGGGCAUGGGUUUGUCCCAGCGCGCUCGUUACCUUAAGAAGCAGAAGCAAGGUUAGAUGGAUCUGCCGCGCCCGGGAGCGGCGGCGGCAGCAGACAGACAGAGGGGACCAGCUGUGUUAACGACGCGUUCUGACUACCAUCGACCUAGAAGACAAAAUGUGACAUUUUUUGGGCAACAUCUCUGUUUCCUCCCUCCGAUACUCCCAGUCAUGGAUGAUGUGAUGCAACAUCUGGCCACAUUUGCCAUUACAUGUAUUCUAUCCUAACAGUUGUGUGAAAAAAUACCAAACAAAG